Messenger RNA from Erigeron canadensis, 2515 nucleotides. RefSeq names its product ubiquitin carboxyl-terminal hydrolase 20-like. Gene Ontology annotation, biological process: protein deubiquitination. Gene Ontology annotation, molecular function: cysteine-type endopeptidase activity; cysteine-type deubiquitinase activity. Lineage: Eukaryota; Viridiplantae; Streptophyta; Magnoliopsida; Asterales; Asteraceae. Gene Ontology annotation, cellular component: cytosol; nucleus. The record is from RefSeq and is a predicted model, not a curated record. The transcript is spliced from 8 exons. Bases 152 to 2260 code for a protein of 702 amino acids.
UAGUAGUAGAAAGUGUGUGUAUUUUUUUUCCCUCUCAUCCCAAAAUUCAUUCAAACCCUAAUCAUCAAUUUCCCCAAAUCAAAAACCCUAAUUAUUCUCCAUCAAAUUCCAGUUUCACUCAACUCUCAUUUCUUCUUUCUUUUUCAUUCAGAUGGAUAGUAGUAAUAGUAAUUUCCCAAAAAACCCCCAAAAUUCAGAAACCCUAAUUUCACGCCCAAAUAAAAUUGAUGUUCACGCUACUGCACACAAGUUGUUUGAUGAAAUAUCUCAACCUGAAGGAGAAAGUUUGAUGUCAGAACAAGUUCUUCCAGAAGAUUCUACUACUCACCAACCACAGUUGCUAUCUCCGUCUAUUACAGGUAACGGUGUUAAUAAUAAUAAUAACAAUAAUUAUAAUAACAAUGAAGAAGAAGAAGAAGAUGAGGAUUUUGAUGAUGAUAAUUUAAAUACUGAUGAUGAAACGGAGGCGUGGAUUUCGUGUAAUCAAAAUGAAUCGGUGGAGACUUAUAAACCGUUUCCGUCGGUUGCGUCGACUUCUUCCGGUUGGUAUGAAGACGUCUACGACAAGCCUUUUAUGGUGGGUGCAGGGCUGGCUAAUCUGGGGAAUACUUGCUUUUUCAAUGCAGUUUUGCAGUGCUUCACCCACUCUGUGUUACUUAUUCAGGGUCUUUAUCUGUACAGUCAUCCGACACCCUGCGAUUGUAGCAAUGAACGAUUCUGCUUGGUAUGUGCUUUGCGUGAACAUGUUGAACGUUCGUUAUCAUCAAAUGGAAGAAUUGUCUCUCCUUGGAAAUUUAUUGACAAUUUGAAUUAUUUUUCAUCAUCGUUUCAAAGAUAUCAACAGGAAGAUGCUCAUGAGUUCUUGCAGUGUUUUCUGGAUAGACUCGAUAGUUCUUUGAGUAAUUUAAAACUGAAGGAUGCUACUCUUCCAUCACAAAAUGACAAUCUAGUCAAGCAAGUAUUUGGAGGACGGGUUAUUAGCAAACUGAGGUGUUGCAACUGCAACCACAUAUCUGACACAUACGAGCCAUCAGUUGACCUUAGCUUGGAGAUUGAAGAUGCAAACAGUCUGUCAACUGCCCUUGAAUCAUUCACGAAAGUUGAACACAUCGAAGAUGAAGAGAUGAAGUUUACAUGUGACCAAUGUAAACAAAAGGUGUCUGUUGAGAAACAACUUAUGCUGGAUCAAACUCCUCCAAUCUUUGCUUUUCAUUUAAAAAGAUUCAAAAAUGAUGGCUCUUAUGUGGAAAAGAUAGAAAAACAUGUGGAGUUUCCUCUUGAGUUAGAUGUGCUGCCUUACACAUGUGGUAACCAGAAUGAUAGUGGGGAAUUAAAAUAUGAACUAUAUGCAGUUGUUGUACAUGUGGCCUAUACAUCUAGCUUUGGUCAUUAUUAUUGUUACAUUCGUUCUGCACCUGAUACAUGGUAUAAGUUUGAUGACUCAAAGGUUACCCGAGUUUCAGAAGCUGACGUGUUGUCUGAUCAAGCAUACAUUUUGUUCUAUGCAAAACAAGACACAACUUGGUUCUCAAAGUAUAUGGAAACAUAUAAACCUUCAUUGGAUUACUUAUCAAACACUUCCCCCAAAUCAGUACUGGAGAAUGUUGAUCCAUCAAAUAUUUGUUCUCAUGAUGUCAAUGCAUCUAGAGACCAUCCUUCUCAAUCUGAUGCUGUGGUGCCCCUCAAACCAAUCAUCAAUGUAAUCAAAACAUCCCCAUUAAACCUUAAAGAGUAUGGCUCUAACCACAGGCUUGAAGCUCAGAAGAGUGCAACUGUGACAUCCACAAGGGCUGACGAGAUUAGGGGUACUAAUCUCGAAGUUGGAUCAAAUGGGGGUUCUUCUACGCCUUUUCUAAAACCAAAUGAUUUGAAAACCAAAAUUGACAUUGAUCAAAUGCUUUCUCCAUCAACACCACCCAGAUCUCCUGGACUUAAUUUGUUAGACGAUGAGCCGUCAGGAGUGGUUUUUGCUGCAAAGCCUGAACAGUUGAAACUUGUGGAAAAAUCAUUCAAUAAGAGGCAAAGAAACAAGGAAGUUGAGGAUAAAUCAAGGAGCGAGGCGGUAAGACAAUGUAAAAGGAUGCCUGGUUCAAGGGGAAGCCAAUUCAUGGCUGUCAUUGAAGAGCCAUUAAAAAGUGCAGACUCGCUGAAAAAGAAAAGCAAGAAAAUGGCAUCACCUCCAAGAAAAAGCUAUAGCAAAUCAAACGAACGCUUUAAGCAUUAUGGCAAUGUAAUCAACCCUGCUUCAAGUUUUCGCUGAAGGUAACUUGUGGAUGUUUAAGUUAGUUUUUUUUGUUUGUGAAGGUUGUAACAUUUUAUCCUUUUUGUUACGAUAUAGCUCGGGUUUGAGCUACCUGGAUCCAAGUCCUGUUAGUAGGUGUCUGUUACCUUAGAGAUGUUAAUGUUAGAUUCUUUUUGUGAAUUGGUAAAAUGAGGUUAUUGUAUGUGCAAAACAAACGUAAGUAUAAACCUGCACACUGCCGUAGUUGAUAUAAAAAAGACGCGCUUGACUUCA